AUGACAUCGGACUGGAGGCCGGGGUUGCUGUCGGAGGAGAUGGUAGUCGAUCCACCAGAGGUCUUGCAGCACAUUGAUGAUCCCUCUAGCCAUGGUCGCAAAUCCCAGUCGGCGCAGGUGUUUGAUGAGGCUGAGCGGAGUGCAUUGCAGCAGACACAGAUGAGGAAUGCCUACCAGCAACACGGAUACUUUUGCAGAGGCAACCAAGAUCAACGAUACGUCAUGUCUGGAGAUGUCAGCCUCACUCCGUCUCUGAUUCCACCCCAAUACCGCCAAGAAGAGCCAUUGCCAACUACAUCUGCCGCAUCCCCUGAUUGGGCUGUUUCUCAAAUGAGGCAUGCCCAAGCACUUCCAGUCGGACAGACACAGACUCCCUCGAUCCGACGGACAGAGUCACCCCAUCAAUUGGUUGCUCACCACACUGCGGCCCACAAUCCCAAUCAAAAUUCCACGGGCACGGCUUUGGCUGCUAAUCAGACGGUGGCUCUCAACCUAACGGCAUUGAUUGCCCAGCCAGCAUCUUCCAGCCACUCUUGGCUAGCGGCAACGCAGCAGCCACAGCUUGCACCAACACACGCUAGGCCUCAACAAUCUUCGCCGCGAGGGGGUCUCCCAUUGACGUCCAAGACACCUGCUUCGCACCCGCCCCUCCCGACUACGACUCCUGGACAUCCUAUGCCGACUCCAGUUCCUCCCGUUGAACAGACCCGUGGCAAUAAGCGUCGUCGCUUGCAGCCCAACCAGCACCCAUUGCGCCCAAGCCCCCCAUCACGCAAUAAUUUGCGCACCCGCUCCGACCUGAUCCAGAGAAUCAAGCCCGAGGAUGCCCAAGUCAGGACCGAGUACGAUCCUGCGACGAUUGCGCGCGACGUGUUGAUCAAUUCCGGGAAACACCCGACGGAGAAGUUUUUGAACGAGCACCUGAAGCCACUGCGCAAGAACUUCGACUUCGUCGACUACUACUCCGACCUGUCAACCUUCCGCUGGGACAUAGUCGACCCUGUUGUAUCUCCCGCUGUCCCUGUUGCCAAGGGCACAUCGAGUCACGUGCCAGCUUCACGUGACCGUCCACGCUCUCCCGCGCGUGUCUCUGCAACGCGUCCUCUGCCGAAGGAAACACCUUCUCUUGUGUCCCAUGUCAAUCCUCCUUUGUCCCACACCCACCCGCACCCUCCACAAUCCCUGCCUACGCAUUCGAUUCGACCUCCGCCGCCAGCUUCGACCCCGAGCCAGCAGACACAGGCGGAGACAACCCCGAAGCCCAGCCCAGCAAAGCCACGCCAUUCCCCGCAAUCAAAGGAUACUUCGCAGCUAGAGGCUGUGCAUCUAUCGUCCCUACACAGCAUGCCGCCCCAGGGGAUGGCCGGUCGUGCGCCGCCCAAGAAGAAGGCUGAGGACGAUACCACGGAUGACAAAGCCCAAGUUGGCAAGGCCCAAGAUGUCGAGGCACCGCUGAUCGAUUGGCCGGUCUUUGCGUGUAGAUGGACCAAAUGCCCCGCGGAGCUGCACAACCUGGAGACUCUCCGAAGACACAUUGUGAAACUUCAUAUCCCGGCCAACAUCAAAUGUGGCUGGGAAGCUUGCAAAAACCAGGAAGGAAUGCCUGCUAAUGAGCUGUGGCAACACGUUCAGGAGAGCCACAUCAGCCCGGUGGCGUGGAAGCUUGGGGAUGGACCGAGAAUCCAUCUUCCUGGUAAGACAGCUUGA
Molecule: messenger RNA, 1707 nt
Organism: Penicillium lagena
Lineage: Eukaryota; Fungi; Ascomycota; Eurotiomycetes; Eurotiales; Aspergillaceae
Product: putative C2H2 finger domain protein
Exons: 1
Coding region: 1-1707 (568 amino acids)
Source: RefSeq, a predicted model, not a curated record